AUAAAAAUAGCACUUAAAGGUAAACGUUUUCAUGAUGUAGAUGAAAUAAAACAAAAUGCGACGGAGCAGCUGCGAGGAGUUUCUAAAAAUGACUUCCAGAGGUGUUUUCAAAAAUGGCAGAAACGUUGGAGAACAUGUAUAGACUCAGAAGGAGCAUAUUUUGAAGGAGAUUGA
Molecule: messenger RNA, 174 nt
Organism: Cinara cedri
Lineage: Eukaryota; Metazoa; Arthropoda; Insecta; Hemiptera; Aphididae
Source: the annotation of a GenBank genome assembly